Molecule: messenger RNA, 1410 nt
Organism: Blumeria graminis f. sp. triticale
Lineage: Eukaryota; Fungi; Ascomycota; Leotiomycetes; Helotiales; Erysiphaceae
Source: the annotation of a GenBank genome assembly
AUGAAUAUCUAUCCUCAUCAGUCACUGAUUUAUGGGAUGGAAAAUGAUACGAGAGGCUGGGUCAUGUCUAUUAUCAGUGGUGUCGGUACUGAAACCUCUUUCCUAGAUUGGCGGAUUCAGGAUAGCGAGAAUUUUCUCGCCUCCUCAUUGAGUUUAAGUUUCGGGGUUAUGAUAUUCUCUGCACUCUUCAACAUACUUCCACAUUCUAAGUCUUAUCUGAUCAAAGGAGGCAACUCUUCUUCUGAAGCAACCUGUAUACUUUUGGCUGGAUUUUUGGGCGGUUUCACAACUAUUCAAGUUAUUUCGCGGUUUGUGCAUAAUCACACUCCUUCUCAUGUCGUGGAUUGUGAUCAUCUUCAUGAAGAAAACCUAUUAAGCCAUGGUAAGGCUAAUUCAAAAACCCAACCUCAACGCAGUAGCUUUUUAUUCACCCCACAUGACCAUGAGGAGAAUCAAGAGUCAAUAGAAACAAGCCCCCUAAUAUCACCAAGAAACACUUCGGUUUUCGAAAGACCUAAGGCUAAAAGUAACAGCGUCUCCAAGCAUAGUAUUGAGGCACCCAGUGAUCGGAAAAAUUCCCUUCUUCAAGUACAAAGCAAAGUCAUAUCUUUUGUCAAAGAUACGAAACAAAACUGUGAGUCUGAUGGACCAUGCUUUGGGUACUCUGAACUAUGCGGACAAAAUUGCUUCAAAAAUCCUAGCCAAAAAUCCUCUCUUUCAACACGCACAAGUACAUUGACUAGAUCAUAUACAAAGAAUCCUACAAUUUCCCAAAAAUCACAUAGUCCGACUAGAGUACCGACUAAAAAGAAAUUAUUAAUAGCCCAGACCUCAAUCCAAGCUACAUUACAAUCCUCUGGGCUCAGAUUAGAUGAGGUUGAGCGGAAUAGUCAAAAUGAUAAUCACGAGGUACAACACCAUCAUCAUGUACCUGAAAAUGCUUUCCUCAGUAUAGGAUUACAAACAUCGAUUGCAAUAGCCUUGCACAAACUCCCAGAGGGUUUUAUGACUUAUGCCACGAAUCAUGCUAAUCCAUCCCUGGGAUUUUCGGUGUUUAUUGCUCUAUUUUUGCACAAUAUCACAGAAGGAUUCGCGCUUGCUCUUCCCCUAUAUCUCGCUUUAAAUUCACGCAAGAAAGCGAUUAUUUAUGCCUCUAUUCUAGGAGGAGUUUCACAACCUUUAGGCGCCGGUAUUGCUGCUGGUUGGAUUCGAGUUGCCGGCCACCAGGGUUAUGAGCUUGACUCAGGCCUUUAUGGCUGCAUGUUUGCUAUAACAGCUGGCAUCAUGACUAGCGUGGCAAUGCAACUAUUUGUUGAAGGUCUGAGUCUCAACCACCGUAGCAAUUUGUGCAUGUCUUUUGGAUGUAUUGGCAUGUGCAUCAUGUGCCUAAGUAAUGCUCUCACAUCAUGA